AUGUCUAAUUUGGAGAAGUCAAAGCUUCAUCUUGCCAUGUUCCCAUGGCUAGCCAUGGGACACAUAACUCCAUUCAUCCAUCUAUCCAAUGAGUUAGCUAAAAGAGGUCACAAGAUCUCAUUUUUGUUGCCGAAAAAGGCUUUGAUUCAACUAGGCAACAACAAUUUGUACCCAGAUCUAAUCAAAUUCAUUGUUGUUACUGUUCCUCAAGUUGAGGGCCUGCCUCCAAGUGCAGAAACUGCUUCUGAUAUAGACAUCACUGGCAAGAAUCCACUGGCUAUAGCCUUUGAUUCCAUGGCUGAACAAGUUGAAUUAUUGUUGAGUGAUUUGAUGCCUGAUUUUGUGUUCUAUGAUUUUGCUGACUGGAUUCCUAAAUUGGCAUCCAAGAUUGGGUUCAAGACUAUUUGUUAUAAUGUUAUUUGUGCUUCAUGUUUGGCUAUUGGGAUUGUUCCGGCUAGGAAAAUUCCCAAAGACAGGCCCAUGACGAUUGAGGAACUGAUGGAGCCACCCAAAGGGUACCCUUCUUCCACUGUGGUGCUCCGGGGGCAGGAGGCGCGUACCUUAUCAUUCAUAUCUAUGGAUUACGGCGCCACCACUUUUGAUGUGCGGAUCACAGCUGCAAUGAAGGGUUGUGAUGCAAUUUCUAUAAGGACUUGCCAAGAAUUGGAAGGGCCAAUGUGUGACUAUUUGUCAAGCCAAUACGGGAAGCCUGUGAUUCUAACAGGGCCAGUUUUGCCAGACACGCCCAAGGGACAACUUGAAGAGAAAUGGGACAAAUGGUUAAAUCAAUUUGAGCCAAAAUCUGUGGUGUACUGUGCAUUUGGGAGCCAAUUGAUUCUCCAAAAGAACCAAUUUCAAGAACUUGUACUGGGUUUUGAGAUGACAGGGCUACCAUUUUUCAUUGCCCUCUCAAAACCAGCAGGUGCAAAUUCCAUAGAAGAAGCACUGCCAGAGGGUUUUGAAGAGAGGGUUAAAGGAAGAGGGGUUGUUUAUGGUGGCUGGGUGCAACAGACUCAGUUUCUCGGCCACCCCUCUGUUGGGUGUUUUGUGAGUCAUUGUGGAUUUGGAUCCAUGUGGGAGUCUUUGUUAAGUGAUAGCCAAAUCGUGCUUGUGCCAAGACUUGCCGACCAAAUCUUGAACACACGGCUGCUGGCGGAGGAGCUCAAGGUGGCGGUGGAGGUGGAGAGAGGUGAAAUGGGGUGGUUUUCGAAGGAGGAUUUAUGCAAGGCCAUUAAAUCUGUGAUGGAUAAAGACAGUGAAGUGGGCAAUUUGAUCAAGGAAAACCACUCAAAAUGGAAGGAAACUCUGGUGAGUCCAGGAUAUAUGGACAAUUACAUAGAUAAUUUCAUCAAAACUCUUUAUGAGCUUCGGGUGUAA
This is a messenger RNA of Fraxinus pennsylvanica, 1377 nucleotides long. The record is from the annotation of a GenBank genome assembly. Lineage: Eukaryota; Viridiplantae; Streptophyta; Magnoliopsida; Lamiales; Oleaceae.